AUACUCAAGAACGCGUCCUUCUCGCGAGUCUUCCUGCAGUCACAGCAAUGAGCGCGCCGGCAAGCAGCAAUAUCCACAACCUUAACGGGUCAUGGACCAUGGACAAGAAAUUGUCGGACAGCAUAGACCCGAUUCUGGAGCUUCAAGGCAUCCCUUGGAUUGUCCGCAAAGCCGUGUCUUGGGCGACAAUCACCGGAACGAUUACACAGACCAAGGAUGAGAAAGGACGUACCAUCAUCCGCACCGAGCAGACGGCGACCGGUGGCUUGAAAGCAGAGACCGAGACCAUCCAGCUUGACGGGUCCGAGCAGGUCCAUGAGUCUGCCGUGUUUGGUAGCCAGCGGGCGCGGUCGCGCUGGCUGGACCUCACAAGCGAGCACCCGGCCCCGGGGGUCUCCAGCAAGGAAGAGAUCGACCCUUACCUGGGCGAAGGUUGGCUGGAAGAAGAACCCGAGGGCUCACCCGGCCACGUCUGGAUCACCGCGACGAACGAGAGAGCCGGAUGGCGGGUGGACCAGGUCUGGGGCUUUGCUCUCGUCGACGGGCAGCGCUAUCACGUCAAGAAAUUUGUUGCCACAAAGGGCGAGGGGCGUGUCACCGCCAGGAUGGUGUAUGCGUGGGUGCCUGCGCGGUAAAACGUCGGUGGCCGGAAUGUCUGAGACGGUUCGAGAUCAAUCGUGUGCAUACAUACGUGGUCCCAUGGCGAUUCACGGGGCUUUUCACUCCUUGGCUUCAGACCAAUACAGCUCGAGAUUUUGUCGCCGGCCAAG
Thermothelomyces thermophilus ATCC 42464 is the source of this 770-nucleotide messenger RNA. RefSeq lists its product as uncharacterized. The transcript has 3 exons. Lineage: Eukaryota; Fungi; Ascomycota; Sordariomycetes; Sordariales; Chaetomiaceae. The coding region runs from base 48 to 635 and encodes 195 amino acids. The record is from RefSeq and is a predicted model, not a curated record.